Messenger RNA from Amphibalanus amphitrite, 1903 nucleotides. RefSeq names its product paramyosin-like. NCBI's taxonomy places the organism in Eukaryota, Metazoa, Arthropoda, Thecostraca, Balanomorpha, Balanidae. The coding region runs from base 41 to 1552 and encodes 503 amino acids. The transcript has 2 exons. The record is from RefSeq and is a predicted model, not a curated record.
GUGCAGAGGACAGAACAUUGCCAGCAGGGCAAAAGUCAAGAUGAAGCUCAUUGGCCUGCUUGGCGUGAUUCUCGCGGGAGCAGCCAUCGCCGCCCCUCCACAGCAGCCGCAUGAUGCUGCAAGUGCCAACGUGACCUCCGAGGCGGCCCCCACCAACGGGUCAGCCACACAGCGCGAGGGGCGUGACUUCUUUGGCAGCCAGCUGAGCUGUGCCACGACAGGGGACAUCCAAGUGGGCACGGCUAACGUGCUGUCAGCCGUGAGCAUAGAGCUGGCCCAGCAGCGCAGUCAGCUUCAGAAGGACAUCAUCAGUCGCUGCGGCGGCGGCAAAGCCGACGUCUGUGACCUGCAUCCGCUGCUGAAGGCACAGGGCGACGCCGCCAAGAGCAUCCAGUGGCUCAAGACCGACCAGGAGAGCGUCAAGGCGGCACUGUCGGAGGUCAGGUCCGUGGUGCUCAGCGGCCAGGCCUCCAUCGCCCAGGGCGUUACCGGCCUCCAGUCCAGUCAAGAGGAGCUCAAGGACGCCGUGGCCGACACCAAGACGAUGCUCACGAGCGGCCAGGGGACCAUCAUCAACGACAUCACUGAGCUAAACGCCGAGCUAGGCAGAGUCGAGAAGGCAGUCAUCCGUGGGCAGGGUGAUAUUGCAACGGGCGUCAACCGGCUGGAAACGGGUGUCGAAGAGAUCAAAACCGCCAUUGGAGGUGAAGCCAAUGGACUUCAGAGUGGUCUCAGCACGAUCGUGUCGAACAUCAGGGAACUCUCAACCGACCUGGCCGAAACCGAGAGUGCCAUUGUCGAACGGCAGUCGACAAUUACCAACAGCUUGGAUGAUAUUCAGACAAGGCAAAACGGCCUCUUGGCAGCAGUGGACAACACAAAAGAUAUGAUUGUCGAGCGCCAGAUUGGGAUUGCACAUAGUCUGGAUAGCCUUGAGGACGGCCAACAUGAUAUUUUGCACGCGAUCAAGGACACUAAGAAUAUGAUAACGGGCACUCAGGGCACCAUCGUAGGCAGUCUUCAGAGCAUCAUGAGUCGUCAGCCUGAAAUUAUCGGUACCAUAACAGCGGGAAGGAACGCUCUCGAAACCAAGAUCGAUGCUGUCGAAGGAGACAUCAACAACUUAGAAUCAGGACAGUCAGAGCUUCUGAAUGCGAUACAGAGCACAAAGGACAUGAUUGUCAGCCGUCAAGAAAGUAUUAGCAGUGACCUGAAACACCUGAAGGAAGGGCAGAGUCAGCUAGAGGAUACAAUUCACCACGCAAAAGAUACCAUCCUGGCUGCUCAUGAGCAUACAGAUCAUGAUCACGGCUCGCCUGAUGUCGCUCAUCUGGCUGCCAAGCAGCAUGAAAUACUGAACGCUAUUGAGUCCGUAAGGCACUCCAUCAAAGAAUGUCAAGAAAGCAUUGAAUCAUUGGAGCACCAGCUUGAACAUAACGAGGAUCGCCUUUUGGCCCAGCUUGACGACACGAGGCGGGACAUUUUCAGGGUGCUGCGAGAUAUCUUAGAUCGACUGGAGGAUGUCGAGGAUCGGGAGAGUGAGGGAGAUUAAUGAGCUGAUGAUUGCAUGCAAUAUUUGGUAUAGUAUUUAUAAAAAGGCGGGUUAGCAAAUAUAAUAUACACUCGGAUGUUGGUUUGCAAUAGCAAUAUGGAAGGGUGUAUAUGGUAAUGAUCGGGUGUUAGAGUGUUGGCCGUAAAAUAUGUCGCGGAUGUUAUUUUUAGAUGAAUGUGAUUUAAUUUGAAAUUACUUACAUACUUGUUAUUGUAUCAGUCAUGUUGAAGUGCGUGCAACUGUAAAGAUGUCGAUCAAGAACUAUAAAAGGUGCUAGGCAUCGUGAAUGUGUCAAGGUGUGUGAAUUAUUGACGUAAUGGCUAUGACAAAUAAACGUUAUUAAUAUGCAAG